Messenger RNA from Lucilia sericata (common green bottle fly), 2477 nucleotides. RefSeq names its product inositol-trisphosphate 3-kinase homolog (gene IP3K1). Gene Ontology annotation, cellular component: cytoplasm; nucleus. The record is from RefSeq and is a predicted model, not a curated record. The coding region runs from base 521 to 1876 and encodes 451 amino acids. Gene Ontology annotation, biological process: inositol phosphate biosynthetic process. Gene Ontology annotation, molecular function: inositol-1,4,5-trisphosphate 3-kinase activity; inositol tetrakisphosphate kinase activity. NCBI's taxonomy places the organism in Eukaryota, Metazoa, Arthropoda, Insecta, Diptera, Calliphoridae. The transcript has 3 exons.
GAGCUGGCGUUGGCUGUUUUUAGCAAAACUCGCUGUUAUAAACGGAAACCAGUUAGUCGUUACGCUACGAGCAAUUGUUUAACACAGAAAAAUAAACCUCCGUUGAGGUAAAACAAAAAGAAAGAAAGAAAUAGAAGAUUUUUGACUUACGUGCAAGCUAUAUAGUAAAAAAAAAAACCAACAACUACAACAAAUGUUAUUAAAUUAAACGCUAAAUACUUACAAUUAUUGCAUAAAAAACAAGUUUCAUGUAAAACUAGCUGACAACAAAAAAAAUAUAGAUAAAAAAUAUUUAAGUGAAGACCUAUAUAAAACAACAACAAAAAAUAUAAAAAGUUUUUGAGAUAAAAAUUGUUAUAAUAAAAAGCAAAAUAUUUGAAAAAAAAUGUGGAAAUUUUAAAAUAUUUAAAGAAAAUUAACGAAAAGUUUCAAAAACCAAGCCAAAAGUACUUAAAAAUUUUGUAAAAAAAAGAAAAACUUUAAAAGUGUUACUUACAAAAAAAAACAACAAAAGUAAAGUAUGACUUCAACUAUUUUACAACCUCCAACAACAACAUCAACAACAACCACAGAAUCUAGCAACAUGGGUUGGUCUCAUGAUAAAUUGCGUUUUUCUUGCGUUGACAACAUUGGUUUGAAACAAUUAUGGAAACUAAUUGCAUUGGAUACAAAUAAUACAACAACAGCAGCAGCUGCAGCUGCAACAACAACAAGAACAACAGUAACAUCUCCCAAUACAACAACGACAAAUACUGUUACACAAACUGAUAACAAGAAGAAUAGCAAUAAUAAAAGUUGCACUAACAACAACAAUAAUAAUGAGAACAUUUCCUUUGAGAAUUGUGAAAAUAUUAAUGAUUACUUGGGUCAACGUGAUUUUGAUGCACCCAGCCGCAUGUCUUUAUUAAAAUUUCUGGCAAUUAAUGCUUUAGAAUUAAGUGCCCCAGCAACACCGGUACUACUACAACAACAACAACAACAGCAGCAGCAACAACAAACCAAUAACAAGCCCUCUGGCUGGUUACAGUUAUCGGGUCAUCCCGAAAGCAUAGUACCCUGUUCAAGUGGUGUGGUGCGUAAACGUGUUAAUAGUUUUGCCGAUUAUGAGGUUUUAGCUUAUCAACAACUCAGACAGGAGCCACAAACCAGUAAAAUAGUACCCGAAUUUUAUGGCAAUGUACAAUUGGAAUCGGGGGAAAUGUUCAUAGAAUUGCAGGAUUUGUUAAAAGGUUUCAAAGAUCCCUGUGUUAUGGAUAUUAAAAUGGGUUGUCGCACCUUUUUGGAAUCCGAAGUGGGUAAUAAAACUUUAAGACCAGACUUAUAUCAAAAAAUGAUUAAAGUAGAUGCUAUGGCACCCACCGCAGAAGAACACCAACAGAAAGCCAUUACCAAACUGCGUUAUAUGUUAUUCCGUGAAGCUAUGUCCUCCUCACAAUCCAAAGGUUUUCGCAUAGAGGCCUUGCGUUUGAAAGGCAAACCUCCCAUGAAAGAUUUGAAAACAGUACGCUCUAAUGAGCAAAUUACCCAAACUAUAGAGGAAUUUGUGAGCCAUAAGAAAUCAGUGCAAAAGGAUUUACUGAAACGUUUAAAAUACAUGCGUUCCGUAAUGGAGAAAUCGGAAUUCUUUCAAACCCAUGAAAUUGUGGGCUCUAGUAUUUUCAUAGUUUACGAUGACACUAAAGUUGGCUGCUGGCUAAUAGAUUUUGCCAAAUCUAGACCUCUGCCGGAACAAUUAACACUCAAUCAUCGUUCUGAAUGGGUGCCCGGUAAUCGUGAGGAGGGUUUGUUGAAAGGCAUGGAUGAACUUAUUAAUGCUUUUGAAAUGGUUUACCAAAAACAGCAUUCUUCUUUAGGCCGCAAAUUUUUACAAAUUUAAGAAUUUUUUUUUAAGAAAAUUUUUUAAAUUUACAAGAAAAAAAUCAUUUAAAGACUGAUCACAUUAUAAAUUUUUGUAAAUUUCUUUUAAACUCAUUUUCGUGCUUUAAUUUCUUUUAUCAUUUCAAAACUAAUUAGAAUUUAUUAACAUUUAUUAUGCAUUUCAAUAUUUAUAAAAACAAACAUUUCAUUAUUAUUAUUUUCCAUAUUGGAAAACUGUUAAUUUGUAGUUAAUUAAAGAAAAAGACUUUUGUUAACAAAUUUCUUUAAAAAAAAAGUAUUGUAUUUUAUAAUUAAAACAACUUAAAAUAAGCAAAACAAAACAUCAUUGAAAGAAAACAUCAAAAUAAACUCUCAACUAAUAAAAAAAAUUAAGAAAAUUUCUUUAAAAUUUAUAUUCGAACAUUUGUUUUUUAACUUAAUUUCACAUUUCUUUAAAUUUUGCUUAAAAAAUCUUUAAAACAAUCAUUUAAUACAUCAUUUACUUAAUUAUUUUGUUAAGUUUUAGUUUUUAAAUCUAUUAAAAUUGUAUGUAAACACAAAUGUAUACUGUAAUUAGUAAAUUAAUAUAAAAAAUAUACAAAUUUAAACAAAAAUUUAUG